UUCUCCAAUUUAAUUUUUAUAAACUUCGCACGUGGCUAAAAUAACACCGACUGGCUUAUUCAUACAUGAGUCCUAAUUUGGUAUUUUGUCGCUAUUCUUUUAAAACACCUGGGUCUUUAUCAUAUCCUGCAAAAACACGUUAGCUUGCUAGCGAGUACACCGGAGUACUAGCGAUUAUCAAAUGAGCGCUAUUGGUCACAACCGCACGUGUGCGGUUGGCAUGACGAUGGACAUGCAUCCUGUUCACACGUAACUAAGCAGUGUCGUAACUAAUGUUAAUCAUCGUGUGGUGUUUUGCACCGUUCAUAGUCAGGUGUUUUUUGUUUUUGUUUUAUUUGCUAUUUUUGCUCGUUUCGCUCCUCUACAUUCGGUAUCGUCCGAGAAAGCUGGUCAACGACCAUCACGCGUCCUUUACCUUUCAGCGACUUGAAACAGAAAUAGAAAUAGCAAUGAGUCUGUCGCUCUCUCUCGAACGAGAGAGAUCCUGGGAACUAGCUUGGAGAAACGCGCACUGUAGCAGUUUCCCGGCUAUGAAGUGAAGCGCAAGCUUGAUACAACAACGAGACAUUCGAAAACAAAUUAUAUUAUAAAAAGCCACAGGAAUUAAUGUGAUUUGAUCUAGGGGCGGUCACCGGUGGUGGUUGGAAAUUAACUUGACUCCGCCUGGGGAUCGUAUGUUUCUUUUACUGUGGUUUCGUCGCAAUGUUUGCGUCAAAAUUGAAGGGGUGGAACUAAAUGAGUUCUGACGUUCCAAACUUCAGUGUCAGGUUUGUUUUGCUUAGCAGUACAACAAGUAUUUUGAGAAUUUCGCCUUCUGCUAAAAACGGAAAUUUUAUCUCGAUCCUAUCUUGGAUUGUUGAAUUCGCUACAAAAUCUAUCCGCCUCACUUGACCCCUUUCUGCGGGAACCUAAACUUAUCUUCUUUGACGUCAGACUGUUCAGGGCGAGGAACUAUUUGCGGUUUUCAAAUAUUUACAAAGAACGCAACCUUUAUUAUGUCCGAACCAAAUUGAAAUUGCUCGUACUAAUCGGAAAAAUUGUUUACCACCGAAAAGGUUCAUGGAAAAUGCGCUCUCGCGCGGUAUUCUUUGUUUUACAAUCAACCAUGCAGCUAUAAUUGAUUAAUUACAAAUUCGGAGUCAUUUCAAUGUAAUUGUUUCUCUGACAAUGAAUUUGAUCGCUCGGUGUGGUUUCCGGUGGUUUUUCAGCUUGAAAAUUUGCGCUUUUGCAGCUCUAUUAUUUUUGCCGUGAAACCGUUUAUGAACCUGUAUCGAAAAAAGAUUUCGCCUUUCGAGUGUUUAUAUACCGCGCGAGUGAUCACGCGAAACGUAGAACCUCCGAGAAAACCACGCGCUUGUUUGAUUUCAUUUGGUGUCAAGGCAUCGAUUUACUUGUCAACUGAAAGGUCGUCUCGCAAUUUGAUUGGCUGUCGCGUGAUCCUGGUGUCCGUCAAUUGUUAUCUCAGGCCAUUUCCAUUUUGGUCAAUUUAGUGAGUCAUAGAUGUCCAUUUCAGUUUUGUAUGCCCGAUUAGGGACCGCUUUGUCUGUAGUGUUAUUUUCACAAACAUGUGUAAAAGGUUCGAUAGCGUCAUGUUUUGGUGUUUCCUGUGGAUCGGUUGCUUUUUCUCUUCAUUUCAACGAGGCUUAGCGCAAGGAAGUUCGUCGAAUACAGAUCCAGGCGGGGGGAAAAGUCCUCCGUUAGAAAUCGCCGUAAAGCUUGGUUCAGACGCAAUUAUCCCUUGUGAUGCUGUGGACCCGAACCAACCGUCCGAUCUUUUCGAGUGGCGAAAGAACGGGUCGAAAAGCGCGAUUUUUAUCAAGUUCAUGAACUUCAAACCACACAUUGACUCGCGCUACUCUCGCCGUUUGCAUAUGAUAAACAGUUCCGCGAUAUUACUUUCGGGAGCCAAGGAAAGCGAUUCGGGAAUUUAUCGUUGUAGAACGAUGCAGACCGGUUCGGAAAGCACGAUCUUAAAGCACGGGAGAUGGGUGGUUUUAAAAGUUACAGGAAAAGCUGCCUUACCAUCUCGUCGGAAAACAGUUGUAGAAAAAUAUCCAGCCGUGUUGGACUGCUUGAUCGAUUCCAACUUGCCGAGUGAGAACGUAAUUUACAGCUGGACUAAAAAUGGCGCCGAUGCGACUUCGGACGCUCGCGCCACUAUCAUCGCGUCGGGAGCUCUGUUCAUUAAGUCUACUCGCAGGACUGAUUCAGGUGUCUACAUGUGUACCGCCAAGACAUUUGACUCAAACGGCCUGGUAAACUACCCUGGAACUGAUAUUAUGUUGGACGUUCAAUUUACCCCUACGAUUACCGAUAUGCCGGAUACCGUAGCAGCACCGGAGGGAUCAGAUGCCCGAUUGCCUUGUGUUUCCGUGGGAAAUCCUUCAACCCACUUUACAAACUGGACACGACAUGGCGAGAGCCUUACAUCUCAUCCAAGAUUUGCUGUUCUGGAGAAAGGAUCGUUGCUGAUACAAAAUGUUCGACGUACAGAUGCCGGGGAAUACGUCUGUACUCCUCACAACAAAGUUGGCGCGGGAAUGUCAAAAACUACAAAGCUUGUUUUGAAAGUUGUUCCGAAGUUCAUCGUUGCACCUCCAAGUAUCAUGACUCUAAGAGUAGGUGAUGACGUCAGUCUGGUCUGCGAAGCUACGUCAGAGUCGCCUCCCAAGCUAACGUGGGAGCGCGAAGGAAUGCCCUUCCCAGCGGACCGUACGGACAUACAAGGUGGAAAGUUGGUGAUUACUGCCAUACAGAAAGAUGAUUAUGGAGUUUACACAUGCAUUGCUACUUCAGAUGACGGCAAAGCCAGGCAUUCCACCACUAUAGCUGUUAUAUCCACUCCUAGCAAGCCCACAAUUACUAGCGUGCACUUCAACCGUGCAACAGCUGUGGUUAAGUGGAGGCCUGGGUACGAUGGUGGUUAUCCGCAACAGCUGGAAGUCUGGUAUCGUCUUGUCACAGAUAACGACUACGAAUGGCGCAGGUCUGCUUUCCUCCUAGCCAGUGUGACUUCAUACAAUAUCCCAGACCUCCAGCCAGAACAAGCAUAUUACUUCAGCAUCAGAGGCAUCAAUAGAGAGGGAGCUGGGCACUUUAGUGACCUUGUAGAAGCGAGAGGAGUUCCGCCAAAGAUAAAUCGAUCACCUGAUAAAGCAGAUAAACCUUUAGCACCGCAAAACGUCAUAGUUAACAUCACCAAAGAUGGUUAUUACAUCACGUGGACCCAUACAGCUGUUCCCGGCCGACCGGAAGUGGAGAAAUUUGUUGUGGAAUACAGAGAAGGAAAUGGCUCGAGCGCUUGGCUUGUGGCAGCUGCCGCUGUCCCCGAGGGUCGCAGGGUCUACUUAUUUGAAGCGGAAAUGAUCGAAGAGGACAAGACUUAUGACUUCCGGGUAUUUGCUUUUGGCGCCAACGAGUUCAGUGACGCUGCUUACGUUUCUAAGACUUAUAAACUUGGUUCUCCCGUUAUCGGACGGCGUUCUGGUAAAAGUGACGUCAUUCCAAUAAUAGCUGGAGUCCUGGGAGCCUUAGUGGGUAUUUUCCUGCUUGGCUUGGUGUGCUUCUGCUUUAUUCACAGGAAAUCCAGAAAAGAAAAUAUCAGUAAAUCCGGAGACAAGAAAGUUCACUUCACUCUUCCUGAUGGCUCGACGGAGGCUUACGAACCCGAAGAAUCAGACGAAGAUUUCCUCGACGCUGAGAUCAAGCUUCGUCCCGAGGCUGUGCGAUUCAUUCCCGAUGACAGCGACGGAAGCGAAGACGAGAAAUUCGCGAAGCUGAAACGAGAAGAAGACUUGAUAUUGACGGGUCAUGACGGACGCUAUAGCGGCGACAUGUUGCGUUAUGCUAAAUUGGUGACGAGCGCAUCGCCUCCGCGAUCUCCAGAAAAUUCGUCUGAGGAUGAAAAAGUUCAUUACUUUGGAGAUCUGGAAUCUCGGGACGGCCAGUCUGCCUGGUAUGACUGCACAUUGGCCAAACCCGCAUCACGCGAGGUACGGGAUUCGUUCGAUCAGUUUUGCAAGAGCGAUGUUGGAUCGCGGGAUUCUAUUCUUAGUCACAAAUCUCCUCCGGGAUUUGGACGCAAGGCUUCGUUUGAGCAUUUAGGAUCUCAGGCUUAUGCGGCGCAGAAAUUUGGCUCCAACCACAGUCUUCCAGAUAAGCGAGAUUCCAGCCUGUUCCGCAACCCGCGAUUUCAACCCAUACAAGAGGAAUUGCCAAGGGAUCGAGAUGUCCCUCGAGGUAACGCGACACUUGGGCGACGACAACCUCAUCAUUGGUCGACGCCGGCGGUUUUCUCAAGACGCCAGGAUUCAAACAACAACAGCGACGGAAAAGGUUCCGAUUCCGAUUCGGGGGACUCGUCAAGCCGAGGACGAAAAGGCCGACGACACAGACCUCAUUCAUUGUACGAAGGCAAACUUCGGCCCAUUUCGGAGCAGGACUCCGACUCAAAACUUCGCUGUACAUGCGACGACGAAGAGGAGUCGGACGAAGGCUUGAAAUAUCCGGCUCAUAAGGGACGGGAGGGCAGUGGUACAUUGUCACUAGGAAGGAAAGUUCCCGACACAGAAUCGUCUUACCUUCAUCUAGAAAGAGCGGAUUCUCAAAGGCUCUCUUUUACUGAACAGUUAAAAGGUUGGAGCGAAGCUUCCUUGAAAGGUGAACCUUACGAUAAACACUCCAAGAACAAAAAUCCUGUCUCUCCACUCGAUACAGACUCAGAGAACAGCGUUUCACCGGCGUUAUCAAUGGUCUCGCUUUCAGAAACAGAAAGUGACCGGGAGAUUGCCCGAAACCUUUACGACAGCCAACCUAGUACCGUGACAAAUGGCUCCCUCACCCGUCAAACGGACGCCAUUGCACUUCCUCGUGCAGUUACGAAAUUAAGAUCAGUGGAUUCCGAAUCGUCGUCUGAUGAACAGGGAAGAUCAGGAGUUCGUGAUAGGUCAAGGAAACCUUCUCCACCUGUUUAUAAGGACAAAAAGCCUCCUUCUGUCACGGAUUUGAACUUAAAUCCCAUGGAACGAGCAGACUCGAUGGAUCAGCUAAAAAUAUGUGAUCCUUUCUUCCAACAAAGGCGCCGUGUGUCUAGGUCCUCGUCCAAUGCGUCAAGCGGAAUCUGUUCAGUGCUCGUGUCAUCAAGUGAGACAAACAGCAUUGAAUCGCCUCGGGAAAGCUCAUCGAAACGAUCCUCGCGUUCGAGUGACCGAACAUCCAGCGACCGCGCGUCGAGUGGUUACGGAUCCUCUCGCGAUAGCUACGACAAGCCCGAUCGAAUAAAACCAGCGGAUUACUCGAAAGCUCAUGCGCAAAUGCGGUUAAAAGGGACAAGAUUAUCGCCAUUAGACGAUCCCUAUGAGUUAGAUCCCUCGUCAAGUGAAAUGGACGACUUAGAGACGGAAGGGACUUCAUACAAUCCUCAAGUUUUUGAGGAUCUUAUGACCCUCCAGCAAGAGAUGGGUGUAAAUUUAGAAGGAAGUGACUCCAGCAGAGAAAGCCUGAAGGAAAUGGAGAAACUCUCAAAUUCCGAUUUGCUUAGAUAUUCUCCAAACGUUUCUCCGACGAAGUACAAAGUUGAUCAGUUGAGUGACGCUGAGAAAGACCAGCGUUGUUCUAAGUUGAUGGCGGAAUACAAAACGAACAAGAAGUUACAAGAUGUCAAGGCCAGUGGCAGUCAAGUGUAUCGAUCGUGGGAUCUUUAACGCGGCUUACUGAUGCAAUUAUUUGCAGUUGUUUUAUGUCAUGGUUAGCCCUGUGCAAAAAGAGAAAUGUGCUUGUGGCGUGACGCCGACCGAGGCAGACUGUAGUACAGUCUUCCUUUCGAGAUUUGUUCCGUUAAAAUGGUCAGAAACGGUUUUCAAGUCUUCCCUACACUGCGUGACCUAAUAGAAUACCCUCUAAACUCAUUCACGCCUCGUAACGAAAGAAGAAAUACGAACUCAAAGUUAGGGUAAAGCGCGGUAAAGCUGUUUAUUCUAUAGUAUAGACGCGCUCAGUUGUUUACAAAAAUGUUUCGUUGAAACGAAUCGUCCCGUUGCCCUACAUCUUUUUUCUUUUUCCGUUGCUUGGCCAAUCAAAAACCAAGUUAGUCUGGGAAGAAGUCAAAUGUCAAUAAUCUGCACGUGCGGACGUUUGGCUGACAGCCUCUGAAAUCAACGCAUGUUGACCGAAAGCGUUUUUACCUCAAUUGCUACUAAUUUCGCAAUCUGAUUGGCUAAUUUGUCGUUGUCGAUAAGAGUCCAGACAACGCUGCUCGCGUCAAUGUGUCAUGCAAUG
Orbicella faveolata is the source of this 6276-nucleotide messenger RNA. Its product is annotated as protein turtle homolog B-like. Gene Ontology annotation, molecular function: cell-cell adhesion mediator activity. Gene Ontology annotation, cellular component: axon; plasma membrane. Gene Ontology annotation, biological process: axon guidance; dendrite self-avoidance; homophilic cell-cell adhesion. The record is from RefSeq and is a predicted model, not a curated record. NCBI's taxonomy places the organism in Eukaryota, Metazoa, Cnidaria, Anthozoa, Scleractinia, Merulinidae.